AAGUUUCAAGUUAUUGUUUCCUUUUGCUCCCAGUUAUUUUUCUUCCCUCUUUACUCAUUUGGUAUUUUUUCCAUCGCCAUGAAGAUUGUAAAAACCUGAUACCCAAAGGAGAAUAUGGCGGAGAAGCAGCUAAUCGUGGCCGUUGAAGGCACUGCGGCCAUGGGUCCCUACUGGCAUAUCGUCGUCUCUGAUUACCUCGACAAGAUCAUCAGGUGUUUCUGUAGUAGUGAGUUGACGGGGCAGAAGAACUCUACAUCUAAUGUUGAGUUUUCAUUGGUCACAUUCAACACUCAUGGAUCAUAUUGUGCUUGCCUAGUACAGCGUAGUGGGUGGACAAAAGAUGUUGAUAUUUUCUUACAAUGGCUGUCGGCUAUACCUUUUUCUGGUGGUGGUUUCAAUGAUGCUGCAAUUGCCGAAGGGCUGUCUGAAGCACUGAUGAUGUUUCCUAUUGCUUCAAAUGGAAACCAAACACCACAAAAUGUGGAUGGGCAGAGACAUUGCAUUCUUGUUGCUGCCAGUAAUCCCUAUCCCUUGCCUACACCAGUCUAUAGACCACAAAUUCAAAAUUUGGAGCAAGUCGAAAAUUCUGAAGCCCAGACAGAGAGUUGUCUGUCUGAUGCUGAAACAGUAGCUAGAUCAUUUGCUCAGUGUUCUGUUUCUUUAUCUGUGAUAUGUCCGAAGCAGCUUGCAAAGCUAAAAGCAAUCUACAGUGCUGGAAAGCGGAACCCCCGAGCAGCGGAUCCACCUGUUGAUAAUGUUAAAAACUCUCAGUUUCUUGUUCUGAUUUCAGAGAACUUUAUGGAGGGCCGUGCUGCUUUAAGUCGCUCUGGAGUUCCAAGUUUGGCAACCAAUCAGAGUCCUGUGAAAAUGGACAUGGCUUCUGUCACUUCAGUUAUGGGACCAUCUCCAUCAUCAGUGAAUGGAUCUAUGGUGGGCAAGCUUCCUGUUUCUGUUGGAAAUGUUGCCACUGCUACUGUAAAAGUUGAGCCCACAACGAUAACAUCCAUGGCAACUGGACCUGCUUUUUCACAUGUUCCCUCUGUUCCACGAGUGCCUUCUCAAGCAAUCCCGACCUUGCAAACCUCUUCGCCAUUGACAAAUACACAGGAGGGCAUGACAAGUGGUGACAACAUGCAAGAACUAAAACCUUCUGUAAGUGGCAUGACACAACCUUCACGUCCUGUGCCUCCAGCUGCUGCAAAUGUGAACAUACUAAACAAUCUUUCUCAAGCACGGGUUAUGAGCUCUGCUGCUCUCACUGGAGGAACUUCUAUAGGACUUCAAUCAAUGGGUCAAACACCAGUGGCCAUGCAUAUGUCCAAUAUGAUAUCUAGUGGAAUGGCAUCCUCUGUGCCUCCAGCUCAUACUGUAUUAUCAUCUGGGCAACCGACUAUGACUUCAUUAACUGGCUCAGGAGCUCUUACAGGGACUGCACAGGUCCCACCAAACUCAGGUCUUAGUACAUUUUCUUCUGCAAGUUCAAAUGUGGCUGGGAAUUCAAACAUUGGAAUUUCACAACCAACGGGCAAUGUUCAAGGAGCAGUGAAUAUAGGCCAAUCAGUACCUGGCAUGAGCCAAGGAAACCAUUCAGGUACCCAAAUGAUGCAAAGUGGAGUUGGCAUGAGCCAGAACAUGAGUGCCCUUGGUCAAUCAACUGUCUCUUCUGGAAAUGGCACAAUGAUUCCUACUCCAGGCAUGUCUCAACAAGUACAGUCUGGAAUGCAGACACUUGGAGUGAGCAACAGUUCAGCUGCUAGUAUGCCACUAUCACAACAGACGUCAAGUGCUUUGCAAUCAGCACAAUCCAAAUAUGUUAAAGUCUGGGAGGGAAAUUUAUCUGGCCAGAGACAAGGGCAGCCGGUCUUUAUCACCAGAUUGGAAGGUUAUCGGAGUGCCUCAGCUUCUGAGACACUUGCAGCACAUUGGCCACAAACCAUGCAAAUAGUUCGUCUUAUAUCUCAGGAUCACAUGAAUAACAAGCAAUAUGUUGGGAAGGCAGAUUUUUUAGUUUUCAGGGCAAUGAAUCAGCAUGGAUUUCUUGGACAGCUACAAGAGAAGAAGCUUUGUGCUGUAAUUCAGUUGCCACAACAGACAUUGCUGCUUUCAGUUUCUGACAAAGCCUGCCGCUUGAUAGGAAUGCUUUUCCCUGGGCUACACAGUUCCAACACGCCACCAGGCCUCCACCCCUCUCUAGACAAACCAAAAAAAUUAAACGAAAUGGAUAUGGUUGUCUUUAAACCACAAAUGUCCAGCCAACAACAGCUGCAAUUGCAGCAGCAGCAGCAGCAGCAGCAGAUGCAGCCCCAGUUACAGCAGCAGCAACAGCAGCAGAAUCCACAGCUGCAACAACAGCAGCUUCCGCACUUGCAGCAGCAGCAGCAACUUCCUCAGCUACAACAACAGCAGCAGCAGCUACCACAGCUGCAACAGCAGCAGCUUUCCCAGCUGCAGCAGCAACAACAACAGCAGCAGCAGCAGCAGCAGCAACUGCAGCAACAGUCGCAACACCCUCAGAUGCAGCAACAACAAAUGGUUGGUUCAGGAAUGGGUCCUGCUUACGUUCAAGGUCCAGGACGAUCACAAUUAGUUUCUCAGGGGCAAGUUCCAUCACAGGCCCCACCUAAUAUGCCAGGAGGGGGAUUUAUGAGUUAAAUCAGCAACACCUUGGAAUCUACUGGCCUAAUUAGAAAUAACUAGUCUUUAUCAGUGACUUUAGUGGCUAAGCAUGAGGAGAAAGUCAUGUAGUAUCAUCUGGGAUGAAGUAAUUUUUUUAUGUACUGAUGAUAACGUCUAACAUGGUACAUUCAUAAUGUGCCAUCAUUCAUGUUUCUAGAGUAACUAAUGAGGUGGGAGGAAGCAAGGGUUUUGCUGAUGAAUUUCAUUGCUUGUAUUUCAAAGAGAUUUGCUGGUACGGAAUUUCGAUAUAAAAGUUAAUUCCUCUUCAUCUUAUCAUGCAAA
This is a messenger RNA of Gossypium raimondii (Peruvian cotton), 2958 nucleotides long. Its product is annotated as mediator of RNA polymerase II transcription subunit 25. The record is from RefSeq and is a predicted model, not a curated record. The transcript has 16 exons. Gene Ontology annotation, cellular component: transcription regulator complex; mediator complex. Gene Ontology annotation, biological process: positive regulation of transcription by RNA polymerase II. Lineage: Eukaryota; Viridiplantae; Streptophyta; Magnoliopsida; Malvales; Malvaceae. The coding region runs from base 115 to 2652 and encodes 845 amino acids.